Siniperca chuatsi (mandarin fish) is the source of this 3973-nucleotide messenger RNA. RefSeq names its product gamma-adducin-like. Bases 420 to 2504 code for a protein of 694 amino acids. Gene Ontology annotation, molecular function: actin filament binding. The record is from RefSeq and is a predicted model, not a curated record. Gene Ontology annotation, cellular component: plasma membrane; cytoskeleton; postsynaptic density. The transcript has 16 exons. Lineage: Eukaryota; Metazoa; Chordata; Actinopteri; Centrarchiformes; Sinipercidae. Gene Ontology annotation, biological process: barbed-end actin filament capping.
CCUCUGAGAGGUUCCUUGCCUUCCUGUGAGAAUAGGCAGCCGCUGUCACAGAGGAGCCGAGGGAGUUCAGGAGAUCAGAGGCAAAGCAGCAGUUGCCUAUUUUCUGAGAAACCAGAUGACCCUCUUCAAAGUGAUAAUGUAAACAGUUAGCAACUGGUGGAACCGUGGGAGUAUGAAGUAAAAAACGUGAAGAAUUCUCCUACAGGAUAAGUGUAAAAACGACCCGCACUUGUUGGUUACAACGUGACAAUAUACAAGGGACCUGCCAGACUGCUACCUCAGUCCUCAGUUAAAGUGAACCGCACACUAACCACUAGAUCUCCAACACAGAGGCCAUCCAAAGACAACCACAGUAGGGACUACAGCCAGCUCCUGCACUUAGAUACCAGAGGACGAGUAGGUGCCCGUGCAGUGAAAACAUGAGUCUGGUGGAGGUGAGGCAGACAGCGGGGUCUCUCACCCUGUCCCUGUCCAGCAACGACUCCAAGGAGCGCUACUUCAACCGCAUGGACGAGAGUGACCCAGAGUACCUCCGCAGCAGGAACAUGUCGCCGGACCUGAGGCAGGACUUCAACAUGAUGGAGCAGAAGAAGAGGGUCACCCAGAUCCUGCAGAGUCCAGUGUUUAAAGAUGAGCUGGAAGGCUUGAUUCAGGACCAGAUGACAAAGGGCAACAACCCUACAGGUCUUCUGGCUCUGAGACAGAUUGCUGACCUGGUCAUGGCAAGCACCUUGGGAGGGGCUGGCCCCUUGACUUCGCCCAUCAGCUUUGGGAUGGUGACUCCAGUCAAUGACUUGUAUGGCGUCGAGUCUCCCUCCUUUGCUAAAGGGGAGAAACCGAGUCGCUGCAGGCUGGCCAGCCUCUACAGGCUUGUUGACCUCUUCAACUGGGCUCGUUUUACAAGCUCCUACAUUACUGUGCGUGUCAAUAAAGAGCAGGACCAUGUUCUUAUUGGUCCACGAGGUCUGUCUUUUGCUGAGGUGACGGCAGCAAAUUUGGUGAAAGUAAACAUAAUUGGUGAUGUGGUGGACCAGGGGUCUACUGAUCUGGGUAUCGACCACUUUGGGUUUGCUCCUCAUGCUGCCAUUUACUCAAUGCGCCCUGAUGUGAGAUGUAUCAUCCACAUACAUACCCCUGCUACAGCUGCUGUGUCCUCGAUGAAAUGUGGAAUCCUGCCCAUUUCCCAGGAGGCAUUGCUUCUGGGAGACGUGAGCUGCUUUGGUUACCAUGGCAGCCUGGAUAAUAAAGAGGAGAAGGUGGAGUUUCAGAAAGCUCUGGGCCCUACUGCCAAGGUGAUGAUCCUGAGGAACCAUGGGCUGCUUGCUUUGGGAGAAACAGUAGAAGAAGCCUUUCACUACGUGUACCACUCUCAGCAAGCUUGUGAAAUCCAGGUGAAUGCUUUGAGGAGUUCAGGCGGCGUGGACAACCUCGUGCUCCUGGACAGGGAGAAGUUUAAACCCCUGACCCAGGGAGUGGCUGCUGUCGGGUUGGUGAUAGACAAUGAGGUCAAGUGGAAAGUGGGCGAGGCCGAGUUGGAGUCCCUCAUGAGGAUGCUGGACAACCUGGGAUACAGAACAGGCUACUCUUACAAGAACCCCAUUGUCCGUGAAAAACCCCGCUCUAAGAAUGACGUGGAGAUCCCUGCCACGGUGUCAGCUGUGCCACCGGAGGACAGUGAGCUGGGACUGCGUAGCCCCUUCAAGUUUAUGGUGCAGAAACAGCAGAGAGAAAGGACCCGGUGGCUCAACUCGCCCAACAGCUACUUGAGGGUCAAUGUUCCUGAACACUCACCCAGCGGGGAUGUCAGCCCCAGGACCAAAACCAUGUGGAUGAAGUCUUCACAGCCAGGCAACAGCAUCGGCACACCAAUAAAGAUUGAGGACCCCAACCAGUUUGUCCCACUCAACACAGAUCCCACUGAGGUUUUGGAUAAGAGGAACCGGAUAAAAGAACAGCACAGAGGUGACCAGAUGACUGCAGGACCAAAAUCUCAGUUACUAGCAGGCAUUGUUGUGGACACCAUACCAGGACCAGCUUUCAUCAUUGAGGAUGAGGAGCACACCCGCUCUCUUCCCCCCAACCCUUUCAAUGAGCUCACAGAGAAGGAGCUGGAGGAAUACAAGAACACGGUAGAAAGAAAGCAGCAAGGCCAAGAAGAAGAUGAUGAUGCCACUGAUGCAGAUGAGAUGACGACAUUUGAUGGCUCUACUAUCUCCCUCUCCCUCUCUCCCAUAAUGACGCCAGCUAAACAAGACACAAUUCCCAAUGGGAAAGACCACUUGGCUGAGAUGGAGGAGGAUCUGAGCAUCGAGGUAUCCAAGCUGAGCGUGAACACUUCGGAAACAGUGGAAAUCUCCAUUACAUCGAAGGAGAGCACGGGGGACGCUCAGACCCCGGAGAGCCAAACCAAGUCCCCAAAGAAGAAGAAAAAGAAGUUCCGCACACCUUCAUUCUUGAAAAAGAGCAAGAAAAAGAAGGAUGAGAAAGAAAAAACAGAAGCCUGAGGGCAUUUAUUUUUAAAACAAUUAGUGUUUUGCUAAGAAAACAUCUGAAUUGCGUUCCGAAUUUUCUUGUUGAAGGGAAAUGAAAUAAGACAAAUGACUAUCAUUUAGUCAGAAAGUCUCCCAGGACUGUGCUGUUUUUACACAUCCUCCCUCAUUCACAGUUAUUAUUUAAUGUGAAAGUUUUUCCAAGAUGGUAAAAUGGAUGUUUUUUUCGACCCCGCGAGAAUUUGUGAUAGACCACUCCUGAAGUGCUCAGUAAAAUUAAAUCAAAUGAAAGUUGAAUGCAAAAGUGCAUAUUUGUGGUUGUUAUUACCCAUAUUUUUAAUGGGGUUUAAAAAUCAUAGGAUAUCAUAGGAUUACAAGGUUGUGAAGGUUAUGGAAACAUCAGAUUAAAGUUACGUAUUUGUGAUUUUUUUCUUUUUGCACAAGCUCAUUGUUGAAUGUAUACUGAAAGAAAAUUGUUUUAACGAUUUUAAAAUUUAACUAUCACACUAGUAGUGUAACAGUGGCUGAACAUAUAAAGAUUAUAUGACAAUUAGCCUUAUAAUAAGUACGAUUUGUAUCUGAACAUAUUCAGUUAUAUUAUCUUGUAAUAAUAUAUGUUGGUCUAUAUUAUAGGUAUUACAAUAUAGUGUUUGAUAGUUUAAUAAAUGAUUUGAUAGUCUUUACAUAUUUACUUUACAUACUAACUCUUUUAAUAAACAUGCUGUGAUUGAUAAUUCAGUAAUAAUUCAUGUUGUUUUUACAUUUAUGUCAGUGGUAUUGUUCCCAUGGUUGCUGCUUUAUUGUAAUUGUGAAAAGGAAUUGACUGUGACAAACAGAAAGAGCUCAGCAAAGUGAUGAUUCUUGUAUAUUGAUGUCUAUGAGUUUGACUUUUACAGAAUUGACAGGAAACCACUACGUGUGGAUGUUGACAGUGAAAAGUGCCAGGCCUGAAUCACAGAAUGUUGAAUGUGAUGGAUGUUUUGACAAAUUAUGUCAUGUCCAAAUAGUCAGUUGACUGCAAUAUGCUGUGGAAAGCUUGUCUUCAUAGCCACUGUUGAUAUAAAGUAUAUUAAAGGACCAUAUAUAUCCCAAUCAAUAAUGUGAACGAUUUGUUUUGACCCAAAGGGAGUGAACUCCUUGCCUUUGUAAAUAGUUUGUUUUUGUGAAGUCCUUUUGUUACGCUAAACCAAAUGUUAAACAAUGAAACAUAGAAAUGUGACAGUACAAUCUAAUAACACUAUUUUAACACUUCUUUUAUCAUGUUUUUUAUUCACGUUAAUGCACAGCGCAUUGUGUUUACAAAUUGUAUUACUUAUGUAAUUUGUAUGCCUAGUGCUUGUAUUUUCUUUGUUGUUUACGUUGCUAUGUAUGUCACCUGGGUUUUUUUCCAUGGUGCUUUACAUUAUAGUCACAUUGCCUCAAAGUCAGUCCUUUUAAAAUUGCCUUCCAACAGAUGUAAUAAAAGCUGGCAUAUGUUUCCAUAA